Ananas comosus (pineapple) is the source of this 652-nucleotide messenger RNA. Its product is annotated as macrophage migration inhibitory factor homolog. The record is from RefSeq and is a predicted model, not a curated record. Bases 46 to 393 code for a protein of 115 amino acids. Gene Ontology annotation, molecular function: phenylpyruvate tautomerase activity. NCBI's taxonomy places the organism in Eukaryota, Viridiplantae, Streptophyta, Magnoliopsida, Poales, Bromeliaceae. The transcript has 3 exons.
UAGUAUAGAGAGAGAGAGAGAGAGAGAGAGAGAGAGAGAGGGAGAAUGCCGUGUCUCAAUCUCUCGACGAACGUGAGUUUGGAGAGCGUCGACACCUCCGCCAUACUCGCCGAGGCCACGAAGAUCGUCGCCAACCUCAUCGGCAAGCCUGAAGCUUAUGUAAUGAUAGUACUCAAGGGAUCGGUCCCGAUGUUGUUUGGCGGUACUGAACAGCCCACAGCUUACGGCGAGCUGGUCUCGAUUGGAGGCCUGAACCCUGAUGUGAACAAAAAACUAAGCGCCGCUGUAGCUUCAAUUCUGGAGACUAAGUUGUCCAUUCCGAAGUCGCGAUUCUAUCUCAAGUUCUAUGACACAAAGGGUUCGUACUUUGGAUGGAAUGGGUCUACUUUCUAGGUUAAUCUCUUCUUCAUCUGUAUCAUAUCUCGUAUGUACGUAGAAGCUAUCUGUAGAGUUAUUGUACUGAAGAUUUUAACUUCUGCAUUUGUAUCUCCAUGUCAAGUGACUAUCGUCGGUUUUCCCGUGAACCAUGUUGAUAUGCUUUCAUUCUACCUGUUUAAUCAUAUGACGAGCAGAUUUGUAGCGAUGUGAACAGCUUUAUAUGCUAUGGUUAAUAUACUCGGAAAAAUAAACGUGGUUAUGCUUGUGUUAUGCU